Molecule: messenger RNA, 2043 nt
Organism: Sungouiella intermedia
Lineage: Eukaryota; Fungi; Ascomycota; Pichiomycetes; Serinales; Metschnikowiaceae
Source: the annotation of a GenBank genome assembly
AUGUCCCUUGAAAAUGAUGUGAGUAGGGUCCGCAAAAUGCAAGUUGACCAUCGGUCACCAUCCAAAAAAUUGAAAAUCGUCGAAAGAUACGCCAUGUAUUCGACAUCCAACACCGAUCCAGCCCAUAAUGCCAAAAUGUCAUACAAUAGACGUAUGAACCACCUCGAAUCCGAGAUCAGAAAGAGAAACGAAGAAUUGGAGGAGAUCCACACCAGCUCACUAGACUACCGUGCUAAUAAUGACAAGUUGGAGUUCAACAAUUGCGAGUUGGAGGACGAUGUCAAUGAACUUAAUCGAGAACUCCAACUUUCAAAUGAGAGUAUCAAGAAUCUCCAUGAAAUGGAACAAGAAUCGUUGCAGUCAAUCAAAAACAUGUUUGAAGAGAAGAAGAAGCUAAUGCUUGUUCAGCAUGAAGAGUCGCUCAUGAAAAUGAAGGAGUCCACCAGUGAUGAAAUCAAGGCUGCGUUUGAAGCUUCUAAGGAAAAGCUUGUCAAGAAGAACACUCUUCUUGAAGAGGAAAUCCUGACACUUUCAAAGAAUAUUCAGACGCACACCUCGGAAAUGAAUAGGAAACUCAUAAAACUAAAGGAAGACCAUCACAAGAAGUUGCUACUGCUAACUUCCAAUUUGAAUGAUAUGCUGACUGAACUUGAGCACGACUCUUACCUCUUGGAGAAGGAAAUCGACAAGAAGUCUCACGAAAUUGACGCUUUGAGGGCUUUAAUAGUGGGCGAAUUAGACCAGAAGACAUCAUCUUUGCACGAGAAUUUAUCGUCAUUAAAAGUCAAGUAUGCCAAUAAAGAGAGCGAGCUUGCAAGUCUCAGCUCGAGGAUAGUUGCUGCCCGCCAGAGAAUUGAGCAACUUCAAUCGACGUUUGUCUCAAAAAUGGAGAAAAUCAAGUCAUACCAGGUUUCUGCGUCAGAGAUGAAGAGCAUGUUUCCUUCUUUGGAACAGCAACGCAGAACUUUACACAAUCAUUUGCAAGAGUUAAAGGGAAACAUUCGAGUAUUCUGUCGAGUUCGUCCACGGUUGGAAUUUGAAGAACCUGAUGAAAUUGAGAUGCUGUUGGAGGAAACCUUAAAUGAAAGCGGAAAGCAGAACCUUGUUAUUGCCAGGGACGGCGAUUCGACCCAAGAUUUAUACAGGGGUUCCAGCAGAGGAAAGACUAGUAAUCACCAAUUCCAAUUCGAUCAGGUUUUCGAACAGUCCAUUGGUAACAACGAGAUUUUUUCUGAGAUCUCUCAGCUCAUUCAGUCUAGUUUGGAUGGAUACAAUGUUUGCGUUUUUGCUUACGGCCAGACAGGUUCCGGUAAAACAUUUACAAUGGCUAACGAAGGUGACGGCAUGAUUCCUUUAUCGUUGAAAAAGAUAUAUGAGGAUAUUGCCAAUUUGAAGGAACAUGGAUGGAGGCACGAAAUCACUGGCCAGUUUGUAGAGAUCUACAACGAGCAAAUUAUUGACUUGCUUUCUGGAUCCAAUACUGCCCAAAAACAUGAAAUCAAACACGAUGAGGAGGCAGGAAUUACUACUAUCACCAAUGUCACCAACGUCGGAAUGCCAACUGAAGAAGAUGCACUUGAAACUCUUCACAGGGCAACCAAGAGGAGAUCAACAGCUUCCACGAAAGCUAACGAACGCUCGUCGAGAUCGCAUUCGGUGUUCAUCAUCAGUAUUAACGGAAAACAUUCAGAACUGGGUAAAGAAAGUCGAGGUACUCUCAACUUGAUUGACCUCGCAGGUUCAGAAAGACUCAAUCACUCUCAGGCAAAGGGGGAUCGUCUUAAGGAAACACAGGCUAUUAACAAAUCCCUUUCCAGUUUAGGAGAUGUGAUACAUAACUUGACCAAGCAACAGGCUCUGGGAGCCUCUUCUGCACAUAUUCCCUACCGGAAUUCUAAAUUGACAUACUUGCUUAAGAAUAGUUUGGGCGGAGACUCCAAAACUCUUAUGUUUGUCAACAUUUCGCCUCUUACGAAAAAUUAUAAUGAAACAGUCAACUCACUCAGGUUUGCUACAAAGGUCAACAACACCAAAUUAGCUUAG